Messenger RNA from Prorocentrum cordatum, 3581 nucleotides. Lineage: Eukaryota; Dinophyceae; Prorocentrales; Prorocentraceae. The record is from the annotation of a GenBank genome assembly.
GCUUCAGCCUGGGCAGACUGUGGCGGUGAAGUAUGGCGAGGACGCGCUCUGGCACGAACGGCUUCUGGUCGGCACGAGUGUUGAGGAGUUGGGGGCGUCGCCAGGCUGGAACUGGCGCAUCAUCACGCCUGACGGAGAUGAGUAUGACGAGGCGCUGGGUGGCAGCCAGCCGGGGCCGCAUCGGCUCGCGAUGCUUUCGCUCGACGGGAGCCCGCCUAGAGUGCUGCGCGGAAAGUUCUACAGGUUCAAGGAGUACCCGACCGACGAGCAGCUGGUGCGGAAGGCGGUGGAGCACUACCGCAUGCAGGCCCUGGCUGGGACUCCCCAGCGCUUGCCCGACGACUACGUGGCCAGCGCCGGGGAGGUGGCGCCGUGGCCCGACGAGGUGGUGGGGCCAGCCGACGGCGUGGACGCCCCUGCGGGCUCGUGCACGAUGCUGAAGCAGUACGCCAAUGACCUGUGCGUCAAGUGCCAGCCGUUGAAGAUGUCCGAAGCGGAUGGCCGCGUCCGUGAGCUCCUCGCUCUGAUGGCUGCGGCGGUGAAGCCCACGAUCCACGAGAGCGACGCGGGCGGCGGGAAGGGCACAGACACUCCAAUCGCUGGGCCACCCGCCGCGGUCGCCGAGGACUGUCGCACCUUGUGGGUAGACUUCGACCCCCGGGGUGAGCGGUUCAAGGAGUGGAGGCAGGUGUGUCCGGAGCCCCGCUCAGAGAAGUGGGGCGACGGGCCCGUGGAAGGGCCGGCCUCGCUGCUGCGCUGGAUGAGCCAGACCUCCCGCAAUGGCGGCAAUCCGAAGGUGGUGUAUAUUGGGGGUGCCCAUAACCAGCUGAAUAUGCCGGCGUUGCAGAGCUUCGAGCGCAUCAGCCGUCGGAUCGCCACCAUCGUGGAUGCCUACAGUGGCUCAGGCGCUCCUUCGUGGCGGAUGGCUCGACAUUAUGAGGGUGUCAUGGGAGUGCUGGACAGCGUGUCCCCCGCGCUCCGUCAGUGGGGCCCCAGGGAGGCGAAAGACGAGAAUGAGCUGAACACGGCCCGCGCGCGCAACCUGAAGGGCGGGGCCGACGAAGAAGAUGAGGGAGCUGGCGGCGGCGAAGGAGACAGCGAACCUGAAGGGCCGUGGCCGCGGCUCCGCCCCAAAGCCAUGACGGCUCACGGGGGCCGGGAGAUCGCCCCCGACCCGGAGAAGCCCGAGCGCCUCGUUGGCCGUGGAGGACGUAGGCGCGGCCACUACUUCCUGGAGCGGGAGGGCGAGCGCAUGCUUAUGCCCGUUGUCGAGGUCAUGGCCGAUCUCGAGCGCGACGGCGCUCGUUGCUACUGCGACCCCGCCUUGGUGAAGCACAGGACUGUGCACGUGACUUUGUUGAAGGAUCUGAUGUGCCGCGGGCUGCUCGAUUUCAUGCUCGAGCCGCUCGAGAACUCUGGCAUCUUCUGCGUCUGGAAGAAGGGCCGCGAACGACGGCGACUUAUCCUAGACGCGAGGCGAUCCAAUCAGCGGUUCAGGCGGCCGCCUAGCGUGGACCUGAUCACCGCGGAGGGCCUCAGCAGCAUCGAGUUCGAUACGGGCCCGGGCGAAGAGCUCGACGACGAGCUGGUGACGUCCUCGGCCGAACGACUCUCGGUGACGGCGGGCGUGGCCGACGUGAAGGGCGCGUUCCACAGGCUGAGGGUGCCGCUCUUCUUGCGGCGCUACUUCUGCUUCCCCUCGGUGCGCAGCGGCGCAGUCGGCUUGGCUGGCCAUGUCGUGGAGGGCGUCGCGCUGACGGGCAACGAACAGGUGUGGCCUUUUCCCGUCGCUUUCCCCAUGGGCUUCUCCUGGAGCCCGUUCUUCUGCCAGGUGUCGGGGGAGGAGCUGGCUUGCGCUGUGCCGCCGCUAAGCCCCCACAGCCUCCUGCGAGAUCGCGGACGGCCGUUGGCGCUGGGAUGCGAGCGCGGAGAGGCUCUCCGCCACUACAUCUACGUGGAUAACAUGGGGAUCGCGGGGGCAGAGUCGCAGCGCGCCAGGUCGACGCUUGACGGAGUGACCGCGGCUUUCAUGCGGGAGGGGCUGCUGGUGCACGAGCAGGCCGCGACGUCGGGCGUGUCCGACGCGCUGGGCGUCGAGAUCGACGGGCAGCCGAUGCAGACCCGAGCCUCGGGGAAGUGGCGGCUGCGGGCGCGGCGGGCCAUCGCGGGGCUGCUGCAGCGCGGCCGGUGUUCAGGGGGCGCUCUGGAGGCCCUGCUGGGCCACCUGGCGUUCCUUGCGAUGGCUCGGCGACCUGUCCUCUCCUGCUUCCACUCCUGCUAUGCUUUCGUGCAGAAGAACUACCCCAUCAGCGCCCGACUGUGGCCAAGCGUGGUCGAAGAGCUCCAGCGCCCCGUGGGCACGGCGGCCGCCGCCCGCAAGCGUGCGCUGGAGCAUCCCGCGAAGGCGGGCGAGGAGCAGAAGCCGAGGCGGCGUCGGCUGUUGCCUGGCGCUCCUCUGCCGGGAGGUUGUGCGACGACGGCCGCGCGGACCCUGCCGGCAGCGUGGGAGACACUCGUGGGGCACGGGCAGACGUUCCGCGCCACCCGAGCCGCCGGGCGGUCGCGCUUGGGUGCUGCAGCGUCAAUCAGCUCGAGCAGCACUGGCACCGCGGGCGGGAGGCGCUGCAGCGUCAAUCAGCUCGAUCAGCUCAAUCAGUCAUCCGAGGGCGCCGCGCCGCCGGCGGGAGGCCGCGAGAGGGUGCUCUGGAGGCCCCGCAAGCGGCGGGUGCUGGCCCAUGUGGAAGAGGCCUGGGACAUGCUGAGCGCAGGCACGAGUCUCCUCGAGCAGAAGGCGGCGCAGCAGCAGACCCGCAAGCAGUACCAGGAGGAGUUGGACCGCUGGCAGGAGCUCGCAAAUCUCGGAGACCUCAAGCUCGUGAGCGACGAGAAGGUGGACGAGAUGCUGGUGCGCUACUUCGAGCGGGACUUCUUCCUGGGAGAGCAGGCUCAUCGCGGGGCCAAGCUGCUCGCCGCGCUGAUGCAUGCGGAGCGGGGGUUUGGCCGGAACGGCAGCCGCCGGGUGCCGCGAGCAUGGCGCGCCCUGAAGGGGCGUGAGUACUACCUGAGGCCGAGCAGUUUGCUGGCCCUGGGGCCAGAGAGCUGCCUCGCGCCGAAGCGGCCCGACGGCCGCUGGAGCCUGCUGGCGCACCCCGCGGAGCGCGGGGUGCCAGACAAGAUCGGAGAGUUCGACCACUCGAUGCUGCUGGGCAGCAGUUGGCUCCAGUUCAUAUCCCCUCUCCUGCGUACCUUGUCAAGGCAGGCGGAGGAAAGGGCGGUCUGGGGAUUCGCGUAUUACGACUAUCUGAAGGUGUUCACGGAGUGUGCGAAGUCCCUGGGCGUCAAUGUGGUACUGUACCAGACCAGGCAUUUUGGGGCCUCGAUCGAUCGGGAGUCUCGAGCGAGAACAUUGGUCGAGGUCAAACAGAGAGGGGGCCGGAAAGCGGACAGCAGUGCGAUGAUAUACGAGAAGCACGCUCGAUUUCGCCACAGCGAGUUGCGCCACAACAGAGACCUCAGCGAGCAUCUCCAGGCAUGCGAGCGACACUUAGAGGACAUGAUCCUGCGGGGCAAGAUGGUAACUC